Triplophysa dalaica is the source of this 2868-nucleotide messenger RNA. It is a transcript of the gene ccn1l2, whose product is annotated as cellular communication network factor 1, like 2. Gene Ontology annotation, cellular component: extracellular region. The transcript has 5 exons. Bases 204 to 1337 code for a protein of 377 amino acids. The record is from RefSeq and is a predicted model, not a curated record. Gene Ontology annotation, molecular function: protein binding. NCBI's taxonomy places the organism in Eukaryota, Metazoa, Chordata, Actinopteri, Cypriniformes, Nemacheilidae. Gene Ontology annotation, biological process: signal transduction.
UUUCAGUCUUGCCAAACCUUUUAGGUUAGUAACUCUGACUAGUGUGCUCUGUCAUCAGAUCUCUCACUCAAAACAUUAGACGGAUAGUUGGAAGACAAAUAGUUGGAUAACUCUGUACGUGACAACCUCUGUGGACUCUUUAAAGUGGAUAACCGCUUUUUGCAUUAAGGAUAUAUUUUGGACAUUUCUGGAAUAUCUUGGAAAUGUGUUCUGGAAGGAAUCUAAGGACUCAGGAGUUUUUUUACCCCAUCUUGCUGUUUCUUGUCUGUUGGGCUGAAGCAGAGGUGGCCAGAAGCUGUUCUCGCCCCUGCUCGUGCCCCCCGUCUCCACCCUGGUGCCCCAUUGGAGUGAGUUGGGUGUUAGAUGAGUGUGGUUGCUGUAAGGUGUGCGCACAGCAGUUUAACCAAGACUGUGGACCUGAACGGCCCUGCGACCACAUCAAGGGCCUGCAUUGCCACCUAGGGGCCGGAGAGGACCCUCAACGGGGUCUCUGUAGAGCUGAUGCACAAGGACGUCCAUGUGAGUUCGGAGGUCACAUGUAUCAGCACGGAGAGGAUUUCCAGCCCAGCUGUCAGCACCAGUGCAACUGUAUGGAUGGGGUGGUGGGCUGUAUGCCCCUCUGCCCGCACCAAGUCCCCCUGCCUAACAGACACUGUCCCAACCCCCGUCUUGAAACCCUGACAGGUCGCUGUUGUGAGGAGUGGGUAUGUGAUGAUGACAACAGCAUCAGGGAAGACCCGCCGGAUGGCCGCUCUCACCAUGCAACGACCAACCACAUUAACAAACUCUUACAGAAUGCUCACGGCUUCCAGUCCAGAAUGGACUCCUAUCAAGAGUGGGCUUCCCUGCCAGUGUCUCAGAUUCCAUUUCCAUCCCCUGAAUGUUUCCAACAGACCACUGAGUGGACAGAAUGCUCCGCCUCCUGUGGGUUUGGCAUCUCGAGUCGUGUGACCAAUAGUAACGCAGAGUGCAAGCUUGUUAGAGAGACACGCCUUUGUCAGAUCCGAGAGUGUGAUGUCACUCCAGCUCUGAAGAAAGGGCAGAAGUGUCGAAAAACACUGAGGUCUCGGAAACCGGAGCACAUUACAUUUGCCGGCUGCACCACAGUUCGACGCUACCGGCCUCGCACAUGCGGCUUGUGUGUGGACGGCAGGUGCUGUCAGCCCUCUGCGUCCCGAACAGUGCGUCUGCGCUUCCGCUGCGCAGACGGAGAGGACAUCACACGUAAUGUCAUGUUGAUCCAACGGUGCCGCUGCAGUAAAAAAUACUGUGGAGUGCAGAGAGACAGCUCACCCUCUCUUAGCCUUCACAAUGACAUACACACCUUCCCUCACUGAGAACACACACACACACUGACAGUUACGCAAACACUUUGACAUAUAACUCUUAAUCAUGCAAACACAUUCCCAUUCACUAUGAAGCUUCCCCAACUACGAAUCUACUGUUUUCUCUGAGUAUUUUUAUUUUAUAAUAUUUUGCUGCAACAUGUUCUAGAUUUGCAUGAAUAGAAAAUUUGCACUUUAUGUGUUUCUCACUGCAGGCCCUGUUCCAAAUUCAAAAGAAAAUAUAUUUUACAUAUAGAAAAGAAAAAGAUGUCUAUUCCCCUUAAGAUUUUUCUGUAUUGUGACAUCACCUCAGUGUGUCCAGUUUUUGUAAUAAGCAAUGUCACUUUUCACAACUGUAACUAAGAUUUUUUUUUUUUAUUCUUUUUAAUAGAUAGUUAUUGAUACUAAAUUUCUCGGACGGAUACUAAUAGCCAAUUAUUCAUAGUGACAUUCGACGAUUCUGAAAAUAAAUAUUUCUUAACUUUCUAAAAGUUAUUAAUUCAUAUAUUAAGAUUGAACAUUAAUAUGAAACAUCAAACCGGUGAUGUUUCUAAACAUUUUCUAUAAACAGAGCACAAAUUCAUUACAUUUUCCUGUCCUCUUUUGAUUGACAGGAUAUAUCGACCCUGAUCAUUGGCUGUUUUUUAAACUACAGGCCGAUAGUGUGAAAAAUUGCUUUUCUUGAAAGAUACCGAUAUUUCUGUGCAUUUCAUCUUUUUUUGAUCAACAAAAACAAAUAUUAUCAUAAACAUCUGAAUUUUGAUAUACAGUAUAUAUUAUAUAUACAGAUCAUUGUGAUUAAUCGUCAUGAAAAUAAUGUCACAAUCCGAAUUUGGUGAUCUAAAAAUUAUUUUCAUUAUUAUUUCUUUUGAUUCUGGUGUGAAAUUUAACAUGGACAGGCUCCUGGCAGGUUUCCGUCCAAUUCAUCCAAUUAUUCAAAGCUAUUUCCCAGAUCUUAUGUUUAUUACGCACAUUCUCCUGAACACUAUCAAAUAUUGUAAGUCCUUUCCAAGCUUUCAUUUAUUUAUUCUCCUGUUUUGAGUUUAAAAGUAUUCUUUUGAAUUUUAAAAGAAAAGUGAAUUUAGUUCGCUUUGAAUGAUUGACUUCCUGUCAUUGUUGAUGGGUAAGAAUAUGCACUAGAUUGCUGUAACUAGUGACGUGAGAUUAUGAGACACAUUAUGCAGCUUUGCAUUAGUUACCUGAUCAAGGGACAAAAUGAGGUUAAAAUGACUAUUUACUAUGUUAUCUAAUAGUUGUACUUCUAAACAGAUAUAUUUUGAGUGCAUUCUUCAAACUGCUGUUUUUUUAAUUAUAUACUUUGCUGUACAGAUGUCUCAAAAAAAAAAGUUUGUCUCUUCAUAUAGAGUGUAUAUGUGGGGGAAAUGUGGGAUGUCUUAGCACAGAUGUGUUUGAUUGAUAUGAAAGCAGAGAAUGUAGGAUCUAUGAAAAUGCUUGGUCUUUUGUACAGUGUACAGGCUUCACUAUGUGUGGAGUGACUCUUUUAAGACUGCUUCAUUUUUCGGGGCAUACGUUAAAUUCUAGA